AUGCCACCCAUACCGCCGCACAAACACCCUCUCCCGCGCCUCAUAACCUACUACCAGACCCACCACACGCCCUCGGGCGAACACAUCUCGGUGCUCCCGCUCCUCACGCAGCCCUCCAUAUCCCUGACACACCUCAUCCUCGCAGCAUGCCACAUCAACGAGCCCCCCUCCCAGCUCACCCUCAACGACCACCCGCCGUCGCACCCGCGCUUCCAGACCCUCUGGGCCGAGCUCCGCGUCCUCCAGGCCUCCGGCGUCAAGGUGCUCCUCAUGUUGGGCGGCGCAGCGCAGGGAACCUACCAGCGCCUAGAGUCGGACCAGUUCGAAGCCUACUACGCGCCGCUGAAGCAGCUCAUCCGCGAGAGAAAUCUAGACGGCGUCGAUCUGGACGUCGAGGAGCCCAUGAGCCUAGGCGGCAUCAUCAGAUUGAUCGACAGGUUGAGGGCCGACUUUGGCCCCGGCUUCGUCAUCACCCUGGCCCCCGUAGCCAUGGCGCUGCUGGAUCCGGAGAAGAAUCUGAGCGGCUUUGACUACGAGGCGCUCGAGGUCAUGAGGGGCAAGGAGAUUGCCUGGUACAACACGCAGUUUUACUGCGGAUGGGGCAAUCUAACAAACACCCUGAUGUACGACUUGAUGCUCCAAAAGGGUUGGAGCCCCGAAAAGUUGGUUGUGGGCGUCGUCACAAAUCCGGCUAAUGGCUCUGGGUUUGUGCCGUGGGAGAUGCUCUCCGCCAUUUUGGCCAUUUUGCACAGGCGCCAUCGGAACUUUGGAGGAGUCAUGGGCUGGGAGUAUUUCAACAGUCUCCCUGGUGACGCGAGCCGGCCUUGGGAAUGGGCAGGCAACAUGUCGUCGUUGCUAAGAGCACACUCGCUAGGCCCUGUUCCAACGCCAGCCGGCACAGAUAUUCAGCCCAGUGUCGAUGGCGAGGUGGACCCGGAUCCUAUUAACAAUCGUCCUUUGGAGGUGCCCAAGAGUUUUGACUACUACUCCGAUGGCACAGACCACGAAUAG
This is a messenger RNA of Metarhizium acridum CQMa 102, 1011 nucleotides long. RefSeq lists its product as uncharacterized. Gene Ontology annotation, molecular function: chitinase activity. Gene Ontology annotation, biological process: carbohydrate metabolic process. Lineage: Eukaryota; Fungi; Ascomycota; Sordariomycetes; Hypocreales; Clavicipitaceae. Gene Ontology annotation, cellular component: extracellular region. The record is from RefSeq and is a predicted model, not a curated record.